Messenger RNA from Sceloporus undulatus (fence lizard), 9897 nucleotides. It is a transcript of the gene SLCO3A1, whose product is annotated as solute carrier organic anion transporter family member 3A1. Gene Ontology annotation, biological process: prostaglandin transport; sodium-independent organic anion transport; transmembrane transport. Gene Ontology annotation, cellular component: membrane. Gene Ontology annotation, molecular function: protein binding. NCBI's taxonomy places the organism in Eukaryota, Metazoa, Chordata, Lepidosauria, Squamata, Phrynosomatidae. Bases 204 to 2423 code for a protein of 739 amino acids. The transcript has 10 exons. The record is from RefSeq and is a predicted model, not a curated record.
AGGCAGAGCAGGAGGAGGAGGAGGAGGAGGAGGCAGGCCAGCGGAGCGCCAUGGAGCCAGCGGCGGCGGCAGCAGCAGCAGCAGGAGCCCCUCCGAGGCCGGCCAGGAGGCCCCCCUUCGCAGCCUGAGUCCCAGCAGCCUCCUCCUCCUCCUCCGCCAGGUAGACCGGGGCCCCUCGGAGGCAGCAGCGGAGGAGGAGGAGGAUGCCCGGGAAGGAGAGCCUCCGAGGAGGAGAAGCAGAAGCAGGCAGCCCGCAGGAGGACCAGCAAGAGCAGCAUCAGCAUCAGCAGCGCAGCGGAGGAGGAGGAGGAGGCAAGAAGAGGAGGAGGAGGAGGAAGGCGCCCGGAGGGGAGCUGCAGGACCAGGAGGAGGAGGAGGGCAGCAGCAGCGGGGGCCGCUUCGCCAGCAUCCAGGUCUUCCUGGUCUCCGAGUGCGCCCUCAUGCUGGCCCAGGGCACCGUCGGAGCAUACCUGGUGAGUGUCUUGACCACCUUGGAGCGAAGGUUCAACCUUCAGAGUGCCGACGUUGGGGUGAUUGCCAGCAGUUUCGAGAUUGGGAACUUGGCCCUCAUCCUUUUCGUGAGCUACUUCGGUGCCCGGGGCCAUCGGCCACGUUUGAUAGGAUGCGGCGGGAUCGUGAUGGCGCUCGGGGCUCUACUGUCUGCGUUGCCCGAGUUCCUGACCCACCAGUAUGAAUAUGAGUCCGGGGAUAUCCGUUGGGGGGCUGAAGGCAGGGACGUGUGUGUGGUUAAUGGAUCCGCCAGUGAAGAGGGACCAGACUCGGAUCUUAUCUGCAGGAACAGGACUGCCACAAACAUGAUGUACUUGCUUCUCAUUGGGGCACAGGUCCUCCUAGGCAUUGGGGCUACCCCUGUACAACCUUUAGGCGUUUCCUACAUCGAUGACCACGUGAGACGGAAAGAUUCUUCCCUGUAUAUAGGGAUCCUGUUUACAAUGCUGGUAUUUGGACCGGCCUGUGGGUUUAUCUUGGGCUCUUUCUGUACCAAAAUCUAUGUGGAUGCUGUCUUCAUCGACACAAGUAAGCUGGACAUCACCCCUGAUGACCCAAGGUGGAUUGGCGCAUGGUGGGCAGGCUUCUUGCUCUGUGGUGCCUUACUUUUCUUUUCGUCUCUCCCGAUGUUUGGAUUCCCACAGUCCCUGACCCGGCGGCCGGAGCUGAUGGCAGAGGCUGAGCAAGCCAUGCUGCCCAACCGGGAUUAUGAGAGGCUGCCCAAGCCCAGCAAUGGGGUCCUCCCACGGCACGCCAUGGAAGGAGGAGAGGGUUCCUCCUGCCUCCAGCAGCUGAGAGUGAUCCCUAAAGUCACCAAGCACCUGCUCUCCAAUCCGGUGUUCACCUGCAUCGUCCUUGCCGCUUGCAUGGAGAUAGCUGUGGUUGCCGGCUUUGCGGCCUUCCUUGGGAAAUACCUGGAACAACAGUUCAAUCUCACAACGUCGUCAGCCAACCAGUUGUUGGGCAUGACAGCUAUUCCCUGUGCCUGUCUGGGCAUUUUCCUAGGUGGCCUCUUAGUGAAGAAGCUGAGCCUGUCUGCUCUCGGGGCCAUUCGGAUGGCCAUGCUGGUCAACCUGGUGUCCACAGCUUGCUACGUCUCUUUCCUCUUCCUGGGCUGUGACACAGGCCCUGUGGCUGGAGUUACUGUUCCCUAUGGAAACAAAUCAUCCAGCCUGGCCCCAUAUUCUGCCUGCAAUAACAACUGUAAAUGCCAAACGGAUUCCUUCACUCCAGUCUGUGGGGCAGAUGGGAUCACAUAUUUAUCGGCCUGCUUUGCUGGAUGCACAAGCACGAAUCUCACUGGCUGCGUAUGCCUGAGUUUAGUCCCUGCUGAGAAUGCCACCGUUGUCCCCGGGAAGUGCCCCAGCCCCGGAUGCCAAGAAGCCUUCCUGACAUUCCUUUGCGUGAUGUGUGUCUGCAGCAUGAUCGGAGCCAUGGCUCAGACGCCCUCCGUCAUCAUUCUCAUCAGAACAGUGAGCCCAGAGCUAAAGUCUUAUGCGUUGGGAGUGCUCUUCCUCCUCCUCCGAUUGCUAGGUUUUAUCCCACCUCCUCUCAUCUUUGGAGCAGGGAUUGACUCUACCUGCCUGUUCUGGAGCACAUUCUGUGGAGAGCAAGGAGCAUGUGCGUUGUACGACAACGUAGUCUACAGGUACUUGUACGUGAGCAUUGCUAUCACCUUGAAAUCACUUGCCUUCAUCUUGUACACCACCACCUGGCAGUGCUUAAGGAAGAACUAUAAGAAAUAUAUCAAGAACCACGAAGGUGGUCUCAGCACCAGCGAGUUCUUUGCCUCCACGCUGACCCUGGACAACUUGGGACGGGACCCCAUUGGCUCCAGUCCUUCUCAUAGGACAAAAUUUAUCUACAACCUGGAAGACCACGAAUGGUGCGAAAACAUGGAGUCUGUUUUGUAGGGACAGCCGAGGGUGGAUCGCUAACUCAAAGGUUCUUUUUAAAAGCUAAAACAGAGUAUAUGAAAAAAUGUAAUAUAUAAUAUACAUAGACAUUUGGGAAAGUGCAAAGCAAAACGGUGGAUGCUACUGCUACUUCUCUGAAACGACCAUAAUGUUCCAGAAUAUUUCUCUGCAUUGUUAGGGAUGAAGGGGAAACCUUUGUCCUUUGGUCAAGAGCAGAUCUAGCAAGAUUGGGAAGAACUAGAUCAUUUAAAAACAAACAAACCCUGGCAUGAGAAAUGGAGAUCCAGAGUCAUACAUCAGUGUGCCGGAUGUGUUGGCCGGUGACACCAAUGUGCCAGCAGCUUGAGAUCCAGCCUGGAAUUAGAGAAUGGAGCAGCUGUCUCUCCUUGAAUAUAAAGGCAAAACAAACCAACAAGGAAACCUAAAUGCAGAGAGAAGGAGCAGAAGGAAGCCACAAAGUGGUUUCUGAAACAAGUGCCCUUUCAAACCAUUGGGGGUGACCUUUGCAAUACGAGCUAAAAGGAUAUAAAUAUGGGUGCUACUCAGUCCCAAGGUUUCUUCAGUAUCUCUUUUCCCCCCUCUUUCUCCUCUCCAUCAUAUCAAAGGGGUAACCAUGUUGGAACUCCUCAGCCAAUUCAACCUCAUCAUCACCAGCUCCAAUGCUAGAAGAUGCACCAUCGCAUCAUGCCGCCGCUCUUACAACACCAGCAUCAUUGAAUUAACAUGUUAUCAAUCCCAUUUUGGUACGGGAAUUUGGGAGUGGGGUUUCCCUGGCUGUGCCAGGAGAUGGGGAGGGGGGCAUUGGAUGACGCUUGCAUUGACCAAUCUCUAACCUUUUGAAAUUCUGUAGGGAUGAAGGUAGUCUAAGGAUGAAGAGAGACGUAGCAUUACAGGUGUGGUUCAACCAUCAGACUUCUUAACCAAUGUACAUUUUUCUAGACUAGGGUGAGCUUUGGGAAGAAAGCAUAGGUUUUCAGGGCAGUUUGUUUGGACCAUGAAAAGGUCGGGCAGGUGUGUGUGGAGGGGCACCUAUAUCUAAAGCAAAUGUUCAACCUUUUAUUACAUAUUGAUGGCUUUUUUAAAAUUGCUUGGGUGAGGCCAUACAGUGAUGAAUGGAUAUAUGUGCCACUCUCUUUUCUUUAAUACUCCUGAAGGAGGGUAAGGGCAACAUAUCACUUUGGCAUGGGAAGCAUCUCAUUGAUCCAACAUUCCAGUUUAUGGUGACAUUUGGCACGGCAGAGACAAAUGCCCAACACCAUUUCACUGCCCUCUUCAUGGGUGGCCAAAAAGGGAGCCAUUUUGGGGUGGGCAGUGACAUCCAAACUUUUUUUUUUGCAGGGUGAUGGGGCUUGGCUUUAUUAAAAUGUAUGCUGGCUUUCUCUUUUUAAGACUUUGCAAAAGCUCUCCCCCAACAUAAAAGCAGAAUGCUUUCCAUAGGGAGGAAUUCCAGGGAAGAAUUCUGGCUAGCAGUGAUGGGAUAAUGGAAGACAUCUGGUUUUAUACCUUGCAGUUUUUCUUGCAUUGACACAGAGUGAGAUGCACAACACACACAUUUACAUUUAACCAUUGGUUAACCAUUAAUUCAUUGAUGGGGUACUAUAAGCAGUUUUACUCCCACAUGCUAUUCCUUUCCAAUACUGUACAGUUACUGUUUCCUCAAAGGUAGAUGCUUCUUCCACUUUAUCCGCAAUAGAGGAACAUCUAGGUUUAUGGGAGGUAUUGUAGUCAAGUGCUGGAGAAGGGAAAGGCCAUAUGAGAGUGGUUUUGAUUUGUGCAAAGUUGUGUUUGACUACAGUUGUAGGGCAAAAUAGAUCUAUGAUCUUAGAGUCCAUGUGUGGUGCAAAAGCAUAGAUCUCGGUGCUCUUGGUUAGUCCCAACUAGAGAAUGCAUAGAAUCAAUGGCUGAAUGGAGAAUGAACAUGAAGGUGAAUCCCAUUGAUUCAAGGGGUUUGCUGGAGUUGGGACUAAAAGCAGGACAUGAAAGUAGAUUGCAAACUGAGCAUUUUUUAAAAAAAAGAUAUAGAUGAAAAAUGUAAUAUAAUGUAAUAUAUAUAUAUAAUAUAUAUAUAAUAUGGCCACGUGUGCCCCGGGGGCCUUUUUUGUGGUCCUUAGGACCCUAUUUCUCUUGAAUAUUUCUGGAAAAAAUGCAAAAAAGUGCAGAAGGAAUUGCACCAAAAUGUCUCAAAAUGAUCCCUAGAGCAUGGAUUUCCACCAGGUUUUCAGGGGAGCUGGACCAGUUUAGACCCCGGAGAAGCCUUUUUAUUCAUAAGUGAUUUAUGUUCACAUCCUAUUGUUUUAAAAAAGGACUUUCUGGGUCCUAAAUUGGACCAUAAAAGUCCAAAAAAAGAUGAUGAAAAUGCCUCCUAUGCGCCCUAAAAGAUGUUUGGGGGACAUUCCCCCCGUUUUGUGGGCAGAGGUGGGUGCAGGGGGGACCAGGUCUACUUCUUAGCCUUCCACAGUUGCCCACCCCUGAUAUAUAAGGAUAUUUGGGAAAGUAAAAGCCAAAUGUUGGCCACCGCAGAAUACCCAUGUACCUAUUUCCGGACAACAGUACACCUCCAUUCGUUUCUCAAAAGCAGAGCAUGCAAGAUCGAGGAAAACUGGGAUUAUUCUGUGCUGUAGUCAGAGAUAUCUGCAAGGCAUUACAUUUGCAAAGUCUCAUGGAGGAGAAUUAAUGGGACACACACAAGUAUAUAGAUAUUUAUAUAUUUGCUAUAAGCCAAAUAUUGGUAUAGAGAUAUAAAACUGAAAGGAGUGGAUUGGUCCUGGGCAGGUCAUUUUGUUUUUAUUUCUCUUGAUGGUUAUUAUUAUUAUUCUCUUCUCAAGUGCUUGGAAACUAAAUGAAUUAAAUGUGAUAUUUUUAAAAGGCAUUGCAAAGGUUGUGACCUAUGGAACGAGGCUGCGUAAAGAAAACAGAUUGAGUGAAAAGAAUGAACGGAUUGUGUCAUAUUUUACACAGUGGUUUUGUACACUUGCCUGACAUACUAUGCCUUCCUCUAGUAGGGUUGCUGGGAGUUGUAUGUAUAUGGGUUUCAGGUUAUAGAUCCAAUCCUGUUCAUGUUGCUGUGCAUUCUGAGUUCCAUAUACUGUAUGUUUUUCUUCAAUGGCAAUUCCUCUUCAUGUCCUAUCAGGACCUGGUUUUGAAAGGUCCUCCAAAUGGCAGGCCUGAAGACCUUUGGUCAACAACAACAACAACAACAAAGGGGUAAACCUCAAAAUGCUAGUUUAAUGGGGUGUCUCAAUGUCCUCAGAAAUCUUUUCUCAUUGAGGAUAAAGAAGUUGGUGGGUAUUCUUUCUACCCCAAGCAGUGGGAGGGCUAUCAUUUUCCAUACAGAGGGAAAUAUCCCAAGGUUUGCAUCAAACAUGAUUUGACUUGGGACUUGAAGUGGGGAUGCUUCAGCAAAUGAUGUCCCCUUGGUUUGCUUGGAGGAGAUGGAGUACCUCUCUGCCUCUGGGUUUGUCAUGUUUAAUAGGCAAGUCUUGGCUUGGAGUGGUGCUCUUGAGGGGUUGGGGACCAGGGAUUGAGGGACAUAAUACAUAUAUACAUAUGAUAUACAUAUGUAUAUCAUACAUAUCUUCUUUCCCCUCUUUCUGGCCAUGGACUGUAUUUUUUAUGCUGAAAUUACCAUCCAUGUAAUAUAUUGCAGAUGGUAAUAGCUGUACUUGCCUCCCUAAGCCAAUUAAUUAAGUGAAAGCAUGAGUUUGCAUCACUGAUUGAUGCUUAUGAGCCUUUGAAAUUUCCCUGUACAUUUCCCCCUCACUUUGAAAAAGAACCCAAUGCUUACAUGUUUAAAAGUCCUUUUCUUUUUCUCUUACUUUCAAUCUGGCCUGAAUACAACGCUCACUCCCAAGGAGGGUAAACCCACUGAAUCAAUGAAACUUACAGAAUUAUUGGUUUACCAAGAAGCUGUAUAUACAGCCCUGAAGGGGUGGCAUGCAACCACUCCUUCUUCAGCCAGAUUGGGGCUGUGGCAACCUCAUGCCGCAGCCCCGAUCCAGCCUCUGGCGGGUGCAAAAAGGAGCCGCAAAAAGCAGCUCCCUUUUGCACCCUCCAAAGGGCACCAUAGUUGCAGCGGCAAGGCUGUAUGGUGCCCUUUUGGCUGUAUGGUGCCCAUUUGGAUGCAGUGCCAGAGGUGCGUCAUGAUGUCGUGUGCCAUCUGGAGAGGUGCAUGGCUUCAGGGCGCCCUGGGUGGAGUUGGGCAUGUGUCAUCAAGACUCUGCAUCCCAACUCUGCCCCUAGACUAGCCCCUAAGUUCCCAUUGAUUUGGUGGCCCUAACUCUAGUUGGAACUACCACUGGUCUUAGGCAAAUCUUUCUCUGAGUAUUUCAUGCUGGCUCAUAUCCACAUAGAUUACAAAAAGACAGAGGCACAGUGCAAAAAUGCCUAGGAGAGGAGGUGCAACAGUAAAACUCCAGAGAGAAAUCUAUGCACCCAUCCCACUCGUGAAGUCUACUAUGGGGCUCUUCUCUGUCCCAUCUUUCAGGACAAUAAACUGAAUGCAGGAGGCAUGGUCUUCUCUGCUGUGGCGCCCAAUUAUGAAAUACCUGCCCUGCCUUAGAGUCCUGACUAAUGCCAAAGUUGCUGUCAUUCUGGUGCCAAGUAAAAACCAACAUGAGAUUCUCUACCCCACAGCCUACGUUUUGUGACUUUAUGAACUCAUAGCUCCAUUGCAGAAAUGCAAUGAAACCUUGUUUGUGAAUGGUGAAGAUGCACAUCCGGCCACUGGAAAGAGUGUUCUGAAUAAAUCCCAGAUUACAGAUUGGAUUUGAAAAUUGUAUCAUUUUUGGAAAUUCUUUCAUUGGAAGAAAAACUGCUAAAAUUACUCAUUGAUUCCAUCAUCCCAAAUGCCUGAUCUCAAGAAGAAUAUCAUACCCUAAUGUUGCUUUAGGUCUCUUCCACCACUUUCACCUUCAUUCCAUCCCUGGAUCAGUUCAUGUCAACAAACCAUCUCAUGCCUGUUUUACAUUUUUGUGACAACUCUGAAUUAGAGCCACAAGUCAUUACUUCUCAGUCUUAUUCAUACAUGGACAGAUGUGGGGAAGGAGGGAGCUCAUCCAUUCUAGUUACAUAAUAUCAUCUGGAAAGAAGAAAAUGGUUUGUCCCUGCCUUGCCUUUGCUGAAGGUCUGGGUUGGGUUGUCUGAAAAUUUGUCCAUCCCCUCACUUUCUUUGCAUGGACAACACAGAAAGCUGAACAUGCAUGUGCCUGAAAAACCUUUCCAAGAAAUGGAAGCAAAUACAAAGACCUGGAGCCUCGGUUUGCAUUUUCUCAAGGCUGUGUUUCACGAGGUGCACAAAAUUAGGAUCCUGUUGGUUUUCAAAACAUUUGUGCACAGUUGACAGUAGUCUUUUCAACCAUAGGUCUUCAUACCUAUAGUUUUCUUAACAAAUACAUUCAGAGGAAGUUUCCUGUUGCCAUUGUGUAGCUUGCCCUAGGUCACCCAGUGGAUGGUCAUGGCUGAGCAGGGAUUUGAACCCAGAGUUUUAGUCCAACACUCAAACCACAGCACCACACUGGCUCUCCUAGACACUGGUCCAGCCACUGUAUUGUUGUAUGUGUAUUUGUGUGUGUGUGUGUGUUUUUAAAGGGAAUAUGAAAAACAUAUCCAAUAUACUCAUUUCCGUCCUAAUCAUGCCAUGCGUCAUCCUGAGAUGGCAAUAAGCAAUAAGAAAUGUUAUCAGGUACAAGUGAGUACCUUUGAGCAAAUAAUUGACCAGAAUGGUUAUAUCCAUAUCUUCCCCUCCCACAUGAAAAAAUGAUAUGCAAAGGAGAUUUUUCAUAGCUGCUUAUCAGAGAACAAGACAUUAUUUCUUUAGCCUCCCCCCCACAAGUGUUGUGACAAAUGGAAACCCAACAAAAUUGAAAACCCAAAUAGACAUCAAAGUGGUUUUAAAAAUAAAUAAUCCAAUGCAUUAAGAAAUAUUAUCUAUUAAUUCAGCACAGUUCUAGAACAUUUCGGUGUAAUAAUGCUUGAAAUAAGUCUAAAGCAGUCACACAAAUGCAUGUUAUAAAUGUUUCUAGGAAACCAAUGAGGUAAAUCCAAAUUGUGGCCAGAAUGAGUUACGAAUGAGGAACCGCAGUAGUUAUAUAGCUACAUAGUGACUCCUGGCCUCUUUCACACAUAUAUCCAAUCUCUGCCAACUGGACAUUUUUGUCCAGUGUGGAAAGUCUGAAUUCAUUUCAAGGCUGCGGAAUAGAUGCUGCCUUUAGAAAUGCAGAUGUCCAUGCACACUGGGUUGUCAAUGCAGUUGCAUAAUGUCACUUUUGGAUGGAUGGCUGCACUCCCUUGCCAAAAAUCUAAUUAUUCCCUCAAAAUGCUCCCAGAUGUUUUCUGGGGGCAUGCAGGACAUUUUGCCCCCCCUGGGCCAUUUUAGACCCUGGGGAGACUUUUGUUAUGCUUCCUAUUCCAUACCCAGUUUGGCAGGGUUGGCACCAUUUAAUCCUCGGCCAUCCCAGUUUCUCUUCCUUCUUCCCACUUUCCCCCUCCAUCCAUCCUCAUCUACCCCAUUGCUGCAACAUGAGUUCACAUUGCAAAAGUAGUCCAUUAAACCAAGAAGGUGGAGUAGAGAGGAGGGGAUGGAGUCUUGCUCUUCCUAAACCCAAUACAUACAUUCCAGUUUUUCUGUUAAAAUAGUACUUUUGUGUGUUCGUUGUCAUUUUGCCCUCUUGUUGCCUGGCUGCGCUCUUUUGGUGGCACUAUGGCCUGGCUUGGCCACAUGUAUCCCAGUUUUCAUCUGUGGAACAUGGGAGAGCAUGCUGUUCACUUCUUGGUUUGUCCAAAAGCCUUGUCCUUGGCCUAAAAGGGCACAGUGGGUUUAUGACUCCCAGGUCCCUUAGAAGGCAUUUGAAGGCUACACAUUUUUUAAAAACUGAACUAUAUUUUGACCAUUGAGGGGCCACAUAUCAGCUGAGAGGCCAUGCUUUUCUCAUCCUUGAUCUACAUUGAAGGACAUGUCCAAAUCCUGAGAUUCUCCCCCAUUGCCUUGGCAUCCUCAAAAGUAAGGGAUCCAUAAUCCCUUCCUUUUAGAGCCCUGAAAUCCAUUCUGUUUGGCCUCUGAUUCCUCUGUUCUUCUCAUUCUCUAAUUUUGUUCAACACAAUCUUGGUGUUUUUGGAUUAUUUGUGCUCCUAAAGGCAGAUUGUUCCAAAGGCUGCAAAUGACGGAGCCUUUGGAUGUUCCUGCUUUGGAGAGAUAUCUGGCAACACUUCCAAUGUUAAUUCUUGCUUUUCAUGGGGAGGGAGAGGGGAGAAAGAUGGGUUUUCAAAAGUAAGACAGCAAUCUCCUUCUCCUCCUGACCAAAAGGAGGAACAAACGGAAAAGAGAAAGAGAGACGGUGCUCAGUAUAUUUUGAGUACCGCAUUCUGUAUUUUUGCAAGCUUAUAUUUUGCAGAGGAGUUUAGAAGAAAAAAAUAUGUGAUGACGUGAAUUAUAAUGUACUGUAAGUUUGCUGUAAAUUAUAUUAAAAGCACUAUU